Molecule: messenger RNA, 2693 nt
Organism: Pantherophis guttatus
Lineage: Eukaryota; Metazoa; Chordata; Lepidosauria; Squamata; Colubridae
Gene: FAM149A
Product: family with sequence similarity 149 member A
Source: RefSeq, a predicted model, not a curated record
CUGGAAGCUCAGCCUCGCGCCCCUCGCUCCCGAUGACGGGCGCGGGCUGCCCGGCGCCCAAUGACCUCCUCUCGGCUCGUUUUUGUUUAGCUUAGCAACCGCCGCUCCCUCCCUCGGCAGGCGCCUGGGUAGGCAGAAAGGCAGGCCUACGUAACCCGGGUGGCAGGCUGGCUCUCUCUCGCGCGCGCGCUCCGUCCCCAGCCGUCUUCGGUGCAGACCCGCAGAAGGGAAGCCCCGCACUGGCCAAAAAGGAAGCCGCCGCAACCGCGACGCUUCUCUUCUGGCCGCCGCGCCUGCCGAAGUAGGUCUCGGCACCAUGAAGGUGGCGGUCCUCGACCUGGCCACCGUCUUCGCAAAACUCUUCAAGCCCACCGCCUCGUCCUCCUCGUCGCCCUCUUACUCGCCCGCCCCCGGCGCCCCUCCGCCCAAAGUACAGCCUCUCCUCGCUGUCUCGGCGUCCCCGACGGGCGCCCCGUUUUUGCCCGUUCGCUACACUGCCCUGGCCUGCGCUGGGGGAGCCUCUCUUACAAGCGUAGCGGCGGCGGCUCGGGCGUUCCCCGGCGGGAGCGGGGUCGGGGCCGCGGCGCCGAAACCUUUGGCGACUGGCAGCUGCGCCAGUGGAAGCAGUUCUCCGCGCUCUGCCAGGGAGCCCGGGGCUUGGGCCGCGCCCGCCAGCAAACCGCUGCUUUUCGUCACUUUGCCCGACAUCGGCGAAGAGGGCGCGCCGGACCCGGAUCCCCAGGAAGAAACUGCUGCGCCCAGAAAAGGGCUGUCAAAAGGACUUGUGGACCAUCAUUUCCAAGCAAAGAAUGAAUAUUGCCUUCCAGCACCUUUUACAAAAAGUGUACAAGAAGCAAUUGACAACUAUUCCUUGGCUUCUGUUUCCUCACUUUCACAAAGCGGACAAACAACACCCACAGAUUUGAAUAACUCUUGGUCAGGGAUACAGAGCUAUACCACUGGCCCAUCUACUGAAAGAAGUUCUGUUUACUCCUGGGGUGAUGAUGAGUUUGAUAAAGCAAACACCCAGAGAGUGCAUCAGUUGUUUUGGGAUGUGGAUGAAAUGCUGUUUGAAGGAAAAGUGAGCUCCCAAACUGAGAUUUUAAAGACAGAAUGCAAAGACUGGACAAAUAGAUCACUUCACUUAAGGAUUUUGGGAAAACAGCUUCUUUUUCCAAAAGAUGAGGGUUUUCAGCAUUAUCAGAGCAGAAGUUCUAGUUCUGUGUAUUCGAAAUCUGUACCUAGUUUGAGUGAAAUCAACACCAGUAUGAGAGAGUUAUGCAUCUCAGGAUCAAAACUGGUACCUGCAGCUUUUCCAGUGCACAAAACAUUCAGCUCCAAAUUAACAGAGAUUUCUUUACCUGAUUCACCUGGAUAUUCGUUCUUGGAGGAAGAAAUUUAUGAUGCAGAAGGAAAAAUGGAAGAAUAUUUUGCAUUUGACAAGAAAGAAAUUGAUGAUGAAGGUUUAGAACAAAGAAAUGCUCAACUUGCCCAAAAACAAAUUAAACACGGCAUUCCUCCUGUUUCUCCCAACUCCUGCAUCAAAGACGCUGUGACUGCUGAAGUGUUUGAUCAAAUCUGGAAAAAUGUAAUUAAAAUACUGGAAGAAUUAAUAAGAAAAUACUGGGAAUCAUCUAUUACAGAAAAUUUCAAGCAUACGGAGAAAUCAAAAGUUACUGGACAUAAGUUGUCACAUAUUCCACCCUCCCGUGCUAUGGUAGAUACAUCAAGUGUUCCUCCAUCCAGAGGGUCAGAGGUUCGAUCUUUUGGUCUGCAUUUUGGACAAUCCCAGGCCCACCGUUUCUCCAGCAGUUCACAUGGCAAUUUAAAUGGUGUCAUGACAAUUCAAGCUAAACCACUACAACAGAGACAUUCAAGCUUCAUUGAAAAGCAUGAACAAGAAGACAAGCCACAAGGUGUGGGUUCUAGUAUUAAUUCAGCAAAGAAUCGAGGGGGACGAAUGACUGAUAGCAAUGUCUCAUCAUUACCUCGAGUGUUGCCUGGAUCCUCUAAGAAAACAGUGGGCCAUCGUAGGUUACCAUCAAUAGCACAAGACCAACUACGUUUAAAGACUCCCAAUGUUUACAGUGAUGAAGUCCUGCGAGGAACAAAAUUAUGCACUGCCUUAGAUCGUUUGCCAUCUCCAUUUACACCUGCUGUCCGGAACAAGUUACCACCCAUUAAUUCAGACAUCAUUGAUCAAUACCUUUCAGUUCCUGGACUACGCUUAAGCUUUCAUAGAGGAAAACAUCUUCACAGCAGAAUAUCCAGUGCAGUACCUCACGGUCUGGAACGACGACCUCAUAGAGAGCGAACUGUCUUAAUAGAUCAAUUUUCAAGGCCCAACACAACUCAUACGUUCCGGUCAGAUACACCUCAGAAAAGGUCACUAACUUCUAUGGAUCUUGCUAAUCAGUUGUGGACAGGCCAAGGAGUAGUAACAGGUUCACAGUUCCAUGCCAGGUCAUUCCAGAAAAAUCCAUCUCUCUCUAGGAGAAGAUUUCAAGUUGCUUAAUGACAUAUAGGAGCAAGAAGAAAAGAAAAUGGCACAGUCAAAAUCCUCAAUAAUGCAGCAAUCUUUAGGAAUACUGAAAUGUUGUGUCUGAGUGUUCAGUAUGUGUGCAUAUUGCCUGAAUGUGGAGUGCCAUUUGGUUUCUAAAAGCAUAAAAUUCUACUAAACUGAAUAAGAAAGA